GCGGUAUCCUAUAUCAGUCAUAUACCUUUUCCCCCUCGAGCAAACAGAGAGACGGUCAAUGGAGGAAAAGAAGAAGAUGUCACAGCUGCAGAUGAUAGCCCUCCUCCUCUCUGCACUCUCUCUGUUCUUCCAUGGAGCUCACUCCUCCACAGUCGUAGUUGACGGGACCUCCGAGUGGAAGAACCCCAUCGUUCAUGUCGGAGACGUCGUCGUGUUCAGGCACAAGCAGGGCAAUGCUCUGUACAUUUUCCAGAACCGGAGAGCCUUCGACCUCUGCAACUUCACUCAGGCUUCUCUCCUCACCAAACCCUCCUCCUCCUCUUACACGUGGCAUCCUUCGCGCCCGGGCUUCUUCUACUUCAGCUUCAGCAACGGCUCUGCAGCCACAUGUCAGCAGCCAGCCCAGAAGCUUGCCGUAGAGGUCAAUUCGGCCCCGCCAUCCCCGGAGAUACUCAUCAUGCCGCCAGUGUCACCCCCACAGGCGGCUCCUGAACCUGCAUCUGGUGGGGUAAUAGCUUCCUCGCCGGCGUUCCCCUGGCCAUUCCGUCCGCACCAAGAGCUCUCCCCUAGCCCCACCCCUGAAGCGAACUCUCCGACCAUGGAGCCGUCUGUUGUGCCCAAUAAGGCUGAUGGGAUUCCUUUCAUCAACAGUAACCCGGCAGUUCCUCUGCCUACCGGAGAGGUGGACUCCGCCACCAUACAGCCUCAGCCCACGUCCGGGCAUGAAGGGCAGGUAAUGGCGGGGCCGCUCCAGCUUCGAAUGGCUCUGCUUUGGGCAGUCAUGGUGAUGAUGCCAUGAGGAAAAAGAUCAAGUGGGAGUUUGCAGGUUAGUCUCUUUGUAAAGAAUUAGAGUAGGCCAAUCAUAAAAGCAUAAAAAAAAAAAAAGAGGGAUCCGUAGGUUAAUCAGUGAGGGGAUAGAGGAUUGCGUUAAUUGGGGGUCUAAAGUAGCUUUGGAGCGGAUGAUGAUUGGGAUUGUAUUGUAUUGGGAUGCUGCUUGGCCCUAACCUUUUGUGAAUCAUUCUGGGCUUUUGUUCUUGCGGUGCAA
Molecule: messenger RNA, 1045 nt
Organism: Punica granatum (pomegranate)
Lineage: Eukaryota; Viridiplantae; Streptophyta; Magnoliopsida; Myrtales; Lythraceae
Source: RefSeq, a predicted model, not a curated record